This is a messenger RNA of Adineta ricciae, 876 nucleotides long. Lineage: Eukaryota; Metazoa; Rotifera; Eurotatoria; Adinetida; Adinetidae. The record is from the annotation of a GenBank genome assembly.
AUGUCAUAUGAACAAGAAGAAAAUACCGAUAGUUUUCGUUUUACUCGACGUAAAAAACAAAAUCGUCGCACGAUGCUUGUCAAUCCUCCAAUCGAAUCAUCCGUUUUCGAUCCGGAGCAAUUACUUAAAAAUCUCGAAAAUAAAAUUCAACUGAUUCGAUCGAGUUAUUUCUGGUCACAAUUCCAAGAACAUCUUCGGCAGUGGAUCUAUCGGCAAUCGACAUCGAUUGAUAUCUUGUGUUACGGUCUUGGUCAUAUCAAUCAAUCUCUCUCCUCACAAUAUCAAUACGCGCUACUGAAAUUGAUCGAAGAAGGUUUCGAAGAUCGAAUUCAGAUUAUUUACCUUUAUGAUCCGAUUUGGACUAGCGAUGAAUACGCUUUUCUCGAGAAGACAAACCAGUUCUCUAAGUACGAGCUUAUUCGAGAGAAUAAUCAAGCUUUUCAGACCAUCGUUCGACCGUCCUUGUUCUACAUACCGUUUUGUUCCAAGCCAAUUCACAAUAACCUUCUCUACUCAAACUGGACGAAAGAGAAAUUGAAAGAAAUUGUGAUAUUCGGAAAUAGUCUGGAGAGAUUCUCCAACGAUGUUCAAUUUGACGAGAAUAAAUACUUUUACAUUCAUCAAAGCACAAGUUUUUCAAACGAACUAUUCUUACCACUAUUCGAACAUUAUACGAAUGCCUUUCAUGAACAAGUCUUUACGACAUUUGAUCGAACCGAGAUUCCAAUCAUCAGCGAAAAACCCAUCCGAUUAUCAAAACGCGAUAAACAGACAAAAACUUCACUACCUAAAACUACUAUUGAACAAGCGUCCGAAGAAGUCUGGUUCAUGAAUAUCAAACCAGUUUAUUCGAACGAUGAUGAAAUUGUUGUGUGA